Messenger RNA from Penicilliopsis zonata CBS 506.65, 1253 nucleotides. RefSeq lists its product as hypothetical. The transcript has a single exon. Gene Ontology annotation, cellular component: nucleus. Lineage: Eukaryota; Fungi; Ascomycota; Eurotiomycetes; Eurotiales; Aspergillaceae. The record is from RefSeq and is a predicted model, not a curated record. Bases 124 to 1056 code for a protein of 310 amino acids.
ACCAGCCUUACGAUAGCCUAGCAUAGGCACGAAAACACACUUUACGCUUGGAUCCGACGGUAUUAAACCUUUAUAUCGAUUGCUCUAGUCUUAUUUGAGUCAGAAUUUUGAUCAUUCGCCAAAAUGACAUCACAAAACAUCAACGUUCUUCUCUCUUCGUUCCCUGGACUGUCGCUUCCCUCGACACUGUCAUUUUCGCUUCCGGCUUCGUCAAGUAUCGCAGAUCUUACGGAGAGGAUUGCCGAGUAUUUGCCUGAAUCUUUAUCCUUCAACUCGUUGAUCCUUACGACUACUCGCAAUAAACAACUUAUCCCUUCGUCAGCCUCCAUUUUGCCUCUACUGGAUGCCCCCAAUGAGUCGAAUUCCGCGCCCUCCAACCUGUUGCCCCUGCGACUUACAGUCCCCUUGUGCGGAGGAAAAGGUGGUUUCGGGUCCCAGCUGCGUGCUGCUGGUGGUCGCAUGUCUAGCAAGCGCAAGCGCAAUCAAGGCGAAAACAAUGGCUCGAGCCGUAAUCUUGACGGCCGGCGUCUGCGUACCGUCAACGAAGCUAAAGCGCUAGCUGAGUAUCUGGCUGUCAAGCCAGAAAUGGACAGAAAGGAGAAAGAGGAGCGCCGGCGCCGGUGGGAAGCCAUCGUCGACGCUGCGGAGAAACGUCAGGACGAGCUGAAGAAUGGAGGUAGCAAGUCCAAGAUCGAUGGGCAGUGGAUGGAAGACAAGGAUGAAAUGAACGAGAAAGCAAGGGAGGCUGUCCUUCUUGCGAUGAAGGAAGGUGUCUGGACGGACAAUCUCCGUGAUGCAAUCCUCGGGGGAUCUAGUACCAGUGCUAGUGAAGGCAGUGCGGAUGCGACCCCUUCAGGUUCAGAAGAAGAGAGCGAAGAUGAGGAAGAAGAUGACGCCAUGCAGGAUGAUUCCGGCACCUCGUCCGCCACGCAGAAGCCAGCUGUAACCCGGAGAUUCAUCGGUUUCGACGAUGAUGAUGAGUUCAUGAGUGAUUCCGAGGCAGGGGAUGGCGACGAUGCUGAUGAAAGCCAGUCUAAAGGGAAGGCGAGGGCUUAAUGAUUUUGAAUCAGUAUUCCUACUUGAUACUUUUUGUACUUUCAGCGCUCUGUAUCUUCUCUUUUUGAUUUCAUCCAUAAUGUAUAGUUAAGUACUCCACUAUGAGAAAUUGGAGACAAUUUAUUUACAACAGAGUGCCUAUAAUACGCCUUCUAUGUUUAGACUAUAUAUCGGCAUUAUAAGCAGCAUAAAGAUAG